AUGGCAACAUCACACGCUGAGCCUGUCACCGUCCAGAAAUUUGCUAUCCCUGCCCUCGCCAAGGAUUUGAUUGCUGGCACAGUGGGUGGUUGGGCCCAAGUGGUUGUUGGCCAUCCAUUUGAUACGCUCAAAGUACGAAUGCAAACACAACCAUCACCUCCCAUUUAUCGCAACGCUAUGGAUUGCUUCCGAGCUCUUGUCAAACAAGACGGCCCGAAAGGUCUCUAUCGCGGUGUCACAUCUCCACUUGCAGGCGUUGGUUUCUGCAAUGCUGUGGUGUUCAUGUCGAACGGCUACUUUAGACGCAUGUUCCAAUGGGGCGAUGAAACCAAGGAGCUAUCGCUGAUCGAGAUUGGCAUGGCAGGUGGUCUUGCAGGCACUGUGAUGGCAUUUUUCAAUUGCCCAAUCGAAUUAUUGAAAGUGAAACUUCAAGUACAAGACCCUGCUGGUGUCAUCGGACCCACUGGCAAAUUGGAGCCUGCCUAUAAAGGUGUCCUCGAUUGUGGUAUUCGCACAGCUCGUGCACAAGGUAUUCAAGGCUUAUACCGUGGUCUCGGUGUCACUUUGUUGAGAGAUUCUCCCAGCUAUGUCAGCUAUUUCAUAACCUAUGAAGGAUUGAAGCGUAUCAUGCAAGCCUUGAAGAAGGAUCCAAAAGAGGAAUUAUCCACCUUUGAAUUAUUGAUGGCAGGUGGUCUCGCUGGCUUUGGUGCAUGGAUCCCAGCUUAUCCUCAAGAUGUAAUCAAGAGCCGUUAUCAGAAUGAUACCAGAUAUACCUCUGCACGUCAAGCCUUCCGCUCGGUGCUUCGAGAAGCUGGUGCCAAAGCUUUUGUUCAAGGCCUUGGUCCCACUAUGGCUCGUGCUUUCCCUGCUAACGCUGCAACAUUCUUCGCAUUUGAAAUGUCGAUGAAAGCAAUGUCCUAA
Lichtheimia ornata is the source of this 921-nucleotide messenger RNA. RefSeq lists its product as uncharacterized. The record is from RefSeq and is a predicted model, not a curated record. Gene Ontology annotation, molecular function: transmembrane transporter activity. The coding region runs from base 1 to 921 and encodes 306 amino acids. NCBI's taxonomy places the organism in Eukaryota, Fungi, Mucoromycota, Mucoromycetes, Mucorales, Lichtheimiaceae. The transcript is spliced from 8 exons. Gene Ontology annotation, biological process: transport.